Messenger RNA from Capronia epimyces CBS 606.96, 1227 nucleotides. RefSeq lists its product as uncharacterized. The transcript has a single exon. Bases 1 to 1227 code for a protein of 408 amino acids. NCBI's taxonomy places the organism in Eukaryota, Fungi, Ascomycota, Eurotiomycetes, Chaetothyriales, Herpotrichiellaceae. The record is from RefSeq and is a predicted model, not a curated record.
AUGUCCUCAACUCAAGGAACGACGAGCUCAUCGGGUGCCACACAAUCCCUUUCGAGCAACACCUCGUCCAUCCUGCUUCCUGACUUGCCUUUCCAGCUCUGUUUCAUCCUACUGGUCACAAUAGUUGGGCCGUUGUACCUCGCUGUCUUGAUUGUCGGGUCCUUCUUUGUCCUCCUCCUCGAUAAACUCUAUCAUGGUAUCCAGGACGUGUGGCCGCGCGGUACAUAUGUCGUGGGCGAUAUGAAUUCGGAUACCAACCACGUUCGGCGACCUCGCCAGGUUUCAUGUUCUGACAAUGAGGCAACGAAAGAUCUCUCGCCCUCAGCGCUCGCAGAUUUUGACUUUGACUUGGGGUCCGGAGCAUCAAAUCUCGAUUCGAAGCAGGAGGUCAACGUUCUAUCUGCAAACACACCCCUCGAAUCUCUUGGUAUGACCAGAACCACUCCUGACACGAGUUCUAGCCAGCCGACUCAGUGUUUGGUGGCAGUAGCUCAAGACAAUGAGUCCGAGUUUGGAUGCCUCCUUGAUCAUGAUCAAGAUCAAGAAAAGCUAGCUGUGCCACAAACUUCGGAUGGAAAGCAAGGUGCGGUCGAUGGGCAUGGCUUGCGCUGGGCGGACCGACCCUCCGGUUGCCCAAUUUAUUCUAAAGAAUGGAGACGACAAGUCAGAAAGGCCGGCAUUUGGGGUAGCCAACCUGAACACACUGAUAGUGUGGAAAAUGCCAACGAUAUUCAGAAACUCGACUCUAUCGCCUCUUCUGAAAUUUCUUCAAAAGAAUUUGCAGACGACAAUAGUAGAAGGAGACAUGGGCAGCAUGAGCCACCAUCGCCACAGAGCUGUCUGCCCACAACUUGUCUACCGCACAAGCAGGAGACCGCCAAUGCCACAAUGAUGGAGGGAAGUACGAUGCUGGCACGGCAGAAAGAAAAGUGUACAGAGCGUAAAGCCAAGAAGAAGAAGAAGAAGAAAUUUGCCAGGAUCAGAGCCUGGAUCUUGAAGUAUAGACGAUCUGCGGAGAAGAUAUCACCAGUGUCUCCGGAAAACAUCUCCCAUUCUGCCGCCACAUCCACAGCAACGCGACUACGUGGUGGAGGGAAGAAAAUCUCGAAUAUGAGAGGUCGCGUUUUAUUGUCCUCAUCAAUCUACAUGGCCGAGCCCGAAAUCCUGACAGAUAUCAAAAUACGACGCGGUGCUCAUAUAUCCAAGACACCAAAUAGACCCCGAUAG